Messenger RNA from Lactuca saligna, 855 nucleotides. NCBI's taxonomy places the organism in Eukaryota, Viridiplantae, Streptophyta, Magnoliopsida, Asterales, Asteraceae. The record is from the annotation of a GenBank genome assembly.
AUGUUAUCAUGUCAGGCAUUUAAAUAUCUUCCCGGUAUCCUCCCCUCCGCCGCUGAGUACCGUCGACUGGAGGCCACCUAUAGCUUGUCUUCUCUGGAAGGUGUGGAGUUUCCUGCACCCGGUUCUAGCAUCUCAUCCCCUCCCCCCGACAAGAUUGGGGUUUUAUUGAAAACCCUAGAUGCUGGGAUCUGCUUCCCUUUGACCGAUUUUCAGGAGGAAGUCUACCAGAAAGAUGGUUGCAGUCUUAAGAUGUUGACUCCCAAUGCAGUUAACAAGAUAGUUGCAUUUGAAAUGAUCUGCAGAGCUAAUGCGUAUCUUCCAGACUACUUCGUCUUCAAGUUUUUCUUCCGAUUCUGUGUUACCAACGACAAAUACACCUUCUCGGUUCGGCGAGGGGGACACGCCUUGGUUCCCAACGGGCGCACCCCAAAAAAUUGGCAGGAAAAAUGGUUGUGGGUGAAUCAGGGUUUGGUUGGGAGUGGUCGUUAUCGUGCCAAUGCUUUCGCUGAUACCAUUCCCAAGCUCUUUCCCCACAACCAGGGUGUCGCCGACUACUUGAAGAGUGUGCAAUGUAAACGAUGCUCUUUUGGUGGUUCUGAGGGUACUCCAGAAAGUGUGGUGGGUCAGGAAAUCAUGCCGGUGGUUGGGAAUGGUAAGGAUGGCAAGGCUGUUGGUGAAGGUGACCGUGGUGCUGAGACAGUUAUUGGUGAUGGUGAUGCUGGUGAGAUAGAAGUGGGUGCUGGAGGGAACGUGGGGGAGGUUGCCCCGGAAUCGUGUGCUACCCCUUCAGGGGUGUUAAAAUUCCUUUGCUUAGUUGGUUUAUGUUUUUAUGCUUUUGGCUUGUAUAACGUUUGA